UGGUCCGGUUGCCAUGGAGACGGCCGCCGUGCUGCGCGUAAAGAGAAAGCGCGGUGGGUCUUUGCCGGUCGAGGCGCUGGUCCUUGCCUGCAAGCGUUUGCGCGGCGAGGCUGGGGCUGCCGCCGAGGCCGCCUCCUCCUCCUCCUCUUCGCCCGGAGAGGGCGAGGUGGAGAAGACUCUCUUCAAGUUGGUAGCCACCGUAAACUCGGAGGCUGAACCUGUUGACAAAUACAUACAAGAAGCUUUUACCCAACAGAAAGGAGGCCGGAUCCUGCGACCUGCUCUAGGGAGUGCUCAAAGAAUAAUUCAGGAUCUUCGUUCUUCAAAGCAAGCCAAAAGGCAGGAAAGCCGUUACCGCCUGGUCACUAGCCUCCGUCCAAAUCUCAGUGAUGGAGAAAAUGCUGCUCUCAGAGCAAAUGAGAAAGAAUCUGAUGAAAAGAAACAGUCUUCUAUGUCUGAGAAAGACAAAAAUGGCAGUACCUCAGGCUGCUGUAGAGACUUUCAGUUCUUUGAUAUUAUACAGGAGGAGGAUGUGGAAAAUGAUACACCUUCCUCCCAUUUACAGAAAUCAGAUCCAGAUGUGAUUCUCUGCAAUUCUGUAGAGAUGAUUCGUGAACGUUUAACCAUAACUGACAGUAGUAAAGAAGCAGAGGAUUGCUUAAAUAAAGACGAAUACGUCUAUGAUAUUUACUGUACGGAAACAGCUACUCCUGGGUGGAUCGAGAACAUUCUCUCUGUACAACCUUACACCCAAGACUUUGACUUGAUGGAUGAGGAGCACCUCCCUGAAGAAACCUAUGAAGACGAAGAUGAUGAGAAUAAUGAGAACAACUGGCGUAACGACUAUCCAGAUGAAGAUGAAUUUCUUGAUGAAGAUGAAGAAUCAGAAAAAAACAGUGGAGACACCAGUGAUGAAGAUUGUGGAUAUAUCAGGCGAUCAUGGGAGAAGUAUGAAUCUGAAGUCCUGCAGGAGUUUGAAUAUGAUGGAGUCAAGGAACUGGAUUCCGAGUAGCUUGCAGGAUUCCUGAGAUUCCUCCCCCCCCCCCCGCCCCGCCCCCAUGUGUGAUGUGCCCUUAGCAAAUCGUGGCACCACAACCCUCACGUGUCAUGCUGUUUUUUGACCAGAGCAUCUUCAAAUCAAGAGAAAGCAGAUUGCCUUGAUCCAAGUGACGUUUGUAAUUUUUGGAUCUCAACCAUGGCGUUGUGCAAGAAAAGCCUGAAAUUGACAAGAUAGAUUUGGCCAUUUUGGGAUGCCUGACGACUCCUUUUGACAUUCAAGGCAGAAGUUUCCAGAAAAAAAGUCUCCUAAAAAGAUCAUCUUUACUACAAAAUUGGAAGUUUUGUUGUUAACCUUAUUGAAGCAAAUAGUUUGUUCUUUGGCAAGCAUUGUGGGAUCACUGUAGAUAGGUCUGUACUUGAAAAUGAUCAUUCAGAUUGGAAAUUUCUGCACUUUAAUAUAAUUCUCACUUGUUUUUCUUUGCAUAGUUUACAAAUAUAGUAGUUAAAAUAUACAGAAUUUGAAGUUUGCCUGACCUUGUUUUCCCUGUGGAAGUUCUGUGAAGGAAAAUAUUUUUUUUACUAGCCAUUAUUUAGCUGAUGCUUUCUUGUAUUCCUUAGGUGUUUAUUGCAGUGCUCCAUCAUCAGAGGUUUUCAAGAAGAAACUAGACAAGCAUUUGUCUGGAAUGGUAUAGUGUUUCCUGCUUGAGCAGGGGGUUGGACUAGAAGACCUCCAAGGUCCCCUCCAACCCUAUUAUUCUAUGUUCUAUGAGUUUAUCAAAUUAGUUCCGAGUGAAGUGCUUGUAGUUUAUAGAUAAACAUCUCUAGUCCAUCCCCUUUUACUAGUCCUACAUGUGGAGCAUGGAAAACCAUAGCUUUUGCUUCAUUGUACAGAAAAGGACAAUGCCAACAAAAUAAGUACCUUCAAUUACAUAAGGAUUUUUUAAAUAUAAACUAUCAAGCCUAGUAUAUUGAUUAUCUCCAUCUCUUUGAUUUGCAAAACCUAGUUGUGGGAUCUUUGGUAUUCCCUGAAGUUAUUUUCUUGCAGACCUUUCAUUACCCAACUAGGUAACAUCAUCAAUGCUAGUAGGAAGUGGGGUUUGCUCUCAUUGCCCUGUCGGUGUGGGUGCGCGUGAUCUUGGUAGUUCCUUCAUUGGAUUGUUGUUUACCUAAUUCUAAUGAUCUGGACUUAGGGCCUACCCCAUUCCCCUGCAGCACUCCUAUGCUCCUUAACUCUUGCCAUUUCUCACUUAACCCACGUCUUAAAGAAUCAGAACUGGGUCUGCUGAGAUUGUUGUCGGUUUGCUAAGCAAUCACAUCACCUUGUAACCCAAGGAUUAGCUAUAACUUACCAUCUUUGCUUCAACAGUUUAACUGGCAUUUUGACAGAAGCGAACUAGAGAAGCUGACCUGUGCCAGCCCCUGGAAACUGAAAAUGAUGGUUUAGCAUUAUGGGUCCAAACUUUACAAUAUCUGCAAUAGAAUGCUACUUGCAUUCUUUGCAAUUCUUGGCUGCAGGUAAAGCAGUAGAGAUACUCUACUCUCUUUCGAGUUUGCCUUGGGUGACCUGGUUACAUCUGUGCAAUUUUCUUACAAGACUGCUUAAAUGGAGUGUCUGGCUUAGCUGCCAAAUAAGGUCAGAGUCUCACGCAGAAAAUAGUUAGCAUUAAUGAAACAUAAGUUUUCCUUCACAAACUGACUCAUGUUCUCAUUUUUUUUUAAAUUUCCACAUGGUGGAAUUUUAAUUUUCCCCCUUUACAGUUCUUGUACAUACAGGAACUACAAAAUUUGCUGUUGUGGCAACUAACUGAUCGGAUCAGGAGAUAAACAGUUCAGUCCUCCUAUAAAACAAAACGCAUUUUAACAGCAGAAUGGAGUAUAAAAACAAUCCAGGGUAUAGUUUAAAAUUUUAACGCCAUCCUGUUAAACUAAAUAAAACAUUUAUUGGCCACAUUUCUAUUGCACUAUGAGACGGAAACCUAAUUAAAAAGCACCGAUAAAAAGAUGUAGUACAUUUUUGAGACAGUUUUGAUCUAAUGUGGUUGAUUCAAAUCAUUUGGUUUUCAUAAAGACUGAGAAACAAAGCUUCAAACUGUUGCUUUCUGGGUUAUUCACCAAUACAAUAAAUAGCACACCUCUUUCUAGACAGAUAGUCAGACUUGAUUAUAACUGGAUUCAAAUCUGAAAGCAAAUCCCAUUUUU
Molecule: messenger RNA, 3198 nt
Organism: Notechis scutatus (mainland tiger snake)
Lineage: Eukaryota; Metazoa; Chordata; Lepidosauria; Squamata; Elapidae
Gene: SLC7A6OS
Product: solute carrier family 7 member 6 opposite strand
Biological process (GO): developmental process
Source: RefSeq, a predicted model, not a curated record